This is a messenger RNA of Orcinus orca (killer whale), 3630 nucleotides long. RefSeq names its product peptidyl-prolyl cis-trans isomerase FKBP4-like. Gene Ontology annotation, molecular function: protein binding; peptidyl-prolyl cis-trans isomerase activity. Lineage: Eukaryota; Metazoa; Chordata; Mammalia; Artiodactyla; Delphinidae. The record is from RefSeq and is a predicted model, not a curated record.
AUGCACAAGAAAGAUAAGAUUGAGGUAAAACCACUCCCGGGGAGACGGGCUGGGGACGCGGCGCCGGAGGCGAGGGCUGUCCCGGGAUUCCCAGGGUCCCAGGACCAGGGCGGGGCCAGGCGGAGAGCGGGAGGAACGGACGAGAAACCACCUUUCGCAGAAACGAACGCCACAGCCCGAACCACCCGCCGCCGGCUCCUCCUAGCCUCUUCCCCCCGCCCCCUCCGCGGCGGUGGGACCAAUCACUCCCCGGACCGCCUAAGACCCGCCUCCUGCGCCCGCUGCCUGGGAAACGGCGCGAAGACCGCCUCGGGGACAAAGGCUUCCGAGAGUGGGGCUCAGUCGGCGCCGCUGUCCCUUGAGGGGGUGGACAUCAGCCCCAAGCAGGAUGAGGACUUGCUUCAGGUCCUCAAGCGAGAGGGCACAGGCACAGGGAUGCCCAUGAUCGGGGACCGAGUCUCUGUCCACUACACGGGCUGGCUGUUCGAUGGCAGCAAGUUCGUCCUGGACCGCAAGGACAGAUUAUCCUUCGACCUGGGGAAAGGGGAAGUCAUCAAGGCUUGGGAUAUUGCUGUAGCGACCAUGAAGGAGGGGGAAGUGUGCCACAUCCCCCGCAAGCCAGAAUACGCCUACGGUUCGGCGGGCAGCCCUCCUGAGAUCCCUCCCAAGGCCACGCUUGUGUUCCAGGUGGAGUGGCGCCAUUGGGGAGAUUGCACUGGAAGGUACUCCAGAGACCAGAUCUUUUACCGCCGGGAGGUCGGCGAGGCCGAGUGUGUGGAUCUGCCUUGUGGGGUGGAGAAAGUCAUUCAGCACAAGGAAAAAGGAGAACAUCCCAUUGUGUAUCUCAAGCCCAGCUAUGCUUUUGGCAGUGUUGGGAAGGAAAAGUUCCAGAUCCCCCCAAAUGCUGAGCUGAAGUAUGAAGUAUAACUCAAGAGUUUUGGGAAGGCCAAGGAGUCCCAGGAGAUGAGUUCAGAGAAGCUGGAGCAGAGCACCACAGUGAAGGAGCGGGGCACCGUGGACUUCCAGGAAGGCAAGUACAAACAAGCUCUGCUGCGGUACGAGAUCGUGUCCUGGCUGGAAUUUGAGUCGGCUUUCUCUAAUGAGGACGCACAGAAGACACAGGCCCUUUGGCUGGCCUCACACCUCAACCUGGCCAUGUGUCAUCUGAAGCUGCAAGCCUUCUCUGCUGCCGCUGAAAAUUGUAACAAGGCCCUGGAACCGGACAGCAACCGUGAGAAGGACCUCUUCCACCAGGGAGAGGCCCACCUGGAGGUGAACGACUUUGACUUGGAACGGGCUGACUUCCAGAAGGUCCUGCAGUUCUACCCCAACCACAGAGCUGCCAAGGCCCAGCAGCGGAUCCACAAGGAGCUCGAAUGGGAGAAGAAGCUCUAUGACAACAUAUUUGAGAGGCUAGCUGGGGAGGAGAGCAAGGCCAAGCCCAUGGUCGCUGCAGGAGACCAGCUCGUUGACACGGAGGUGAAGGGCGGGCAGAAGAACCAUGUGGCAGGGGGCCAGCCUCAGGUGGAGGCAGAAGUGUGGCCUUUCCCAGCCCAGCUCCCGGCUGCCUGCCCCGCUUCUCCCUACCCUACUCCACCCUGUUGGUUCUGUAAAAACUGAAGAAUUUUGAGUGAAUUAGACCUUUAUUUUUCUAAAAACCAAAAAAGGCGCCCCCAAAGAAAGAACGUGUAUCCUUAAGUGAGAAAAUGCUGAAGAAAGAAACCUGAUGUUGAUGGUAACAGAUUCAGUGUAUACAUUGAAUUCAGUAAGAGUCCAUGAAUCCAUAUAUAUAUUAAUUAAUUAAUUAAAACUAAACAAAUGGGAGGUGGGGGAGGAAGUCUUACUCCUUUAGAAUAUCAACUGGUAAAUGUGGGAGGAACGAUAGAAAAAUUUUGCAACCAUUAUAAUAAAAAUUGAUUUAAGCAGAAGCUAUCGAUGAAUGCUUAGAGUAGGUGAAAGUUUGGGGAAUAAAGGAUAUUUACAUUGCCUUAAAACAUUUAUUUUCAAAUUAUGUAUUCAUUAGCCGAGGAGGAAAUAGUGACUUGACGGUGGAGAAACCUGGCAGAACCAUCACAGCCAUAUGAUUGCAGCCAACACCACCAAUAAUGGAACAAAUGACAUCGAGUGCCUCUUGAUAUGAUGCCCUGAGAAGGAUAUAAUGUCACAUCUGUUUGCUUAUACAACGUGUAUAACCUGAAUCUCAUCAGAGGAAACCUCAGGGGAACUCAAAUUGAUGGCCGUUCUACAAAUAAUAGGUGCUCUUUGAAACUGCCAGCAUUACGAGAGAAAAAGGAAGACUGAUGGGUGUUAUUCCAGAUAAAAGGACACUUAAGACACAUGACAACUAAGUGUAAUUCAUAACUCUGGGUAUCUUAGGCUAGGAAAAAGCAGUUAGCUGUUAUACGACAUUACGGGGAUAGUGGAUAAAAUUCAAAUAAGGGCUCUGGACAAACAAGCACUCUUAUGUAUCCUGGCAAUAGGACAGCUGUGAUUAAAAAAGAAAAUAGACUUUUAAUAUCCUAGAGGAAUCUACAAUGUAGGAAAUCCAGAAAUAGAUAAGAGUAAUUAACUUUGAAAAAUUAAAAGGAUGGACUGGGGCAGAGGAAUAAAAACCCCAAAUACUGUAUAUUUGAUUUUGAAGUUUAGAUCUUUUUUCUAUUUCAAUGAAAAAAUCUCAUAACGAGAUUCAAAGAUUGAGAAAUCAAAUCCUUGUUAAGUCUUUGUUUUGAAAGUCUUUAAAGUUGGUUUUCGUAUUGAACUGUCAGGAAGUUAACUAGCUACCCAUCACCUUCAGACACAGUAGCUCUGUUUAGACGACCACUGCCAACACAUGAGUCACAGGAUCAGACCAUAACAUGCCCACAGCUUGUCUUAUUUAACUCAUCGCUUCAGGGAACACAUGGGGAAAAAUACACUCUGUACAGGCAAACCAUUUUAGCACAAACGCAAAAUUGCACAAAACAGAAAAAGUUGCAUUUCUUAAGUAGUCUGACUAGCAAAUUCCAUGGUUCUAUGCAAGUCUGGACCAUGUUUUUGAAAGAAAUGCUUUUGCAGAAAUUUUGUUUCUCCUUCAUGCGGAACCUGAAAAAGCUGGCAAACUGCCAAACCAGAAGUUCUGAAGACUCGAAAUGCAACCUGCGUCAUUUGUAUUGAUUGUAAUCCAUAGCGUGUGUGCAUGUGGUCAUGCCGGUGAUUCAUAGAUAACACUGUGAAUCAUAACUAAAACUGGAAAAGUAGGUUUUGAUAAAAUAUGAUUUAAUCAAAUGCAAAAAUCACAUUUUAGCAACCUGGUAUUGUCCUCUACUUAAUGUGUUUCCUUUCUCCCCCUCCACUCCUUCCCCUCUUCCUCUCUCUCCUUUUUAUUCUAUCAAAGCUCACACUGGGGACUUCCCUGGUGGCGCAGUGGCUAAGAACCCGCCUUCCAGUGCAGGGGACACGGGAUCGAUCCCUGGUCCGGGAGGAUCCCACAUGCCACAGAGCAACUAAGCCUGCAUGCCACAACUACGGAACCCACGCGCCUAGAGCCCAUGCUCCGCAACAAGAGAAGCCACCGCAAUGAGAAGCCCACGCACCGCAAUGAAGAGUAGCCCCCGCUCGCCACAGCUAGAGAAAGCCUGCGUGCAGCAACGA